UGAAAUCUCUGAGAGCCGCCAAGGCUCUGGUAGUUUUACAAAACUGUCCUUGCUCUUUCUGCGUUUGUCCAGUCAAGGGUAUCUUUGCCCGAGGUCGGAGUGAUGCUGUUAGUCCUGGUGAUAUGAUUGCAUAGCAACACAGAGCGGCUCUGAGAGGAGAGAGAGAAGGAGAAGGAAGGCAGGGAGGUGGGAGAGACAGAGGAAGAGUGUGCAUACAGCAGCUGUCGGCAUCCCUGUCUCAGGGACUUCUUUGCUGAUUCACAGAGGCAGCCCAGCCCCGGCCUCCCAGCUUCCAGCUGCCUCCGGCUUCUCAGACCUGACGGCAUCAUCAGAAGGUGCCUAUGCUCAACGGUGGGUGCACUGACUAUCCUCACCCCCCAUGAGCCUUGGUUCUGAUGCAAUCUAUGGUCAUGCAGGGAUGCCCUUAUACCUUCCCACGAUGUCAUGAGUGGCGGGCCACUGACCAAUUCUGUCACAGCAGCAGCCUCAGAAGCGCCUGCCCCCAGCCUCAGGUUAGAGCUGCUGCCACUGCCCCUGCACCACCUCAGGAUGGUGCUGGGGUUCCAUGCCUAAGCCCAAAGCUGUUUAUCAGAUCUGUCGGUGCCGCCGGACCUCUGGAAUCACCAGCCAUGAAUCUCUGUUGGAAUGAAAUAAAAAAGAAGUCUCACAACCUCCGUGCUCGCCUAGAGGCCUUCUCAGACCACAGCGGAAAGCUUCAGCUCCCUCUCCAAGAGAUUAUUGACUGGCUCAGUCAAAAGGAUGAAGAGUUGUCAGCUCAGCUGCCCCUACAAGGGGAUGUGGCCCUGGUACAACAGGAGAAGGAGACGCACGCGGCCUUUAUGGAAGAAGUCAAGUCUCGGGGCCCUUAUAUCUACUCUGUGCUGGAGUCAGCUCAGGCCUUCCUGUCCCAGCACCCAUUUGAGGAAUUAGAGGAGCCUCGUUCUGAGAGCAAAGAUAACUCCCCACGACAACGGAUUCAGAAUCUUAGCCGCUUUGUGUGGAAGCAGGCGACAGUGGCCAGUGAAUUGUGGGAGAAAUUAACAGCCCGCUGUGUGGACCAGCACCGCCACAUUGAGCGCACUCUGGAGCAGCUGUUGGAGAUCCGAGGGGCAAUGGAAGAAUUAAGCACUACUCUGACCCAGGCCGAUGGAGUCCGAGCCACUUGGGAACCCAUUGGAGAUCUCUUCAUUGAUUCACUCCCAGAGCACAUCCAGGCUAUUAAGCUAUUCAAAGAAGAAUUCUCCCCUGUGAAAGAUGGCGUGAAACUGGUGAAUGAUCUGGCCCACCAACUUGCCAUUUCUGAUGUGCACUUGUCGAUGGAGAAUUCCCGGGCCCUGGAGCAAAUUAACCUCCGGUGGAAACAGCUGCAGGUGUCAGUCAGUGAGAGGCUUAAGCAGCUCCAGGAUGCCCACCGGGACUUUGGGCCAGGGUCACAGCACUUCCUCUCCUCCUCUGUCCAGGUGCCCUGGGAAAGAGCAAUUUCACCCAAUAAAGUUCCCUACUAUAUCAACCACCAGGCUCAGACCACAUGCUGGGACCAUCCCAAGAUGACUGAGUUAUAUCAAGCUCUAGCUGAUCUGAACAACAUUAAGUUCUCAGCCUAUCGCACUGCCAUGAAGCUACGUAGAGUCCAGAAGGCACUGCGCUUGGACCUGGUAACUUUAACCACAGCACUGGAGAUCUUCAACGAGCAUGAUCUGCAGGCCAGUGAGCAUGUGAUGGACAUGGUAGAGGUUAUUCACUGCCUGACUGCCUUAUAUGAACGUCUGGAGGAGGAAAGAGGCAUCCUAGUCAAUGUGCCACUCUGUGUGGACAUGAGCCUCAACUGGCUCCUUAAUGUUUUUGAUAGUGGUCGCAGUGGAAAGAUGCGGGCAUUGUCCUUUAAGACUGGCAUUGCAUGCCUGUGUGGCACAGAAGUGAAGGAAAAACUUCAGUACCUCUUCAGCCAAGUAGCCAACUCAGGCAGCCAGUGUGACCAACGCCACCUUGGUGUCCUGCUUCGUGAGGCCAUUCAGGUGCCCCGUCAGCUGGGGGAAGUGGCAGCCUUUGGGGGCAGCAAUGUGGAGCCCAGUGUCCAUAGUUGCUUCCGUUUUAGCACUGGGAAGCCAGUCAUUGAAGCUUCCCAGUUCUUGGAGUGGGUCAACUUGGAGCCCCAGUCCAUGGUGUGGCUAGCUGUUCUGCAUCGGGUCACCAUUGCUGAACAAGUGAAGCAUCAGACCAAAUGCUCGAUCUGUAGGCAGUGUCCCAUCAAAGGCUUCAGGUACCGGAGUCUGAAACAAUUUAAUGUGGACAUCUGCCAGACCUGCUUCUUGACAGGCAGGGCCAGCAAAGGCAACAAGCUGCACUACCCCAUCAUGGAGUAUUACACCCCGACCACAUCCAGUGAGAACAUGAGGGAUUUUGCCACAACCUUAAAGAACAAAUUCCGCUCAAAGCAUUAUUUCAGCAAACACCCUCAGCGAGGUUAUCUGCCUGUGCAGUCUGUGCUGGAAGCUGACUACAGUGAGACGCCAGCUUCUUCCCCGAUGUUACCACAUGCUGACACACAUUCCCGCAUUGAGCAUUUUGCCAGCAGGCUUGCUGAGAUGGAAAGUCAAAAUUGCUCCUUUUUAAAUGACAGCCUGUCCCCAGAUGACAGCAUAGAUAAAGACCAGUACCUUCUACGGCACUCCAGCCCCAUCACAGACCGGGAGCCAGCCUUCGGACAGCAGGCUCCAUAUGGCAUGGCCACAGAAAGCAAGGGGGAGCUAGAGAAGAUCCUGGCCCACUUAGAAGAUGAGAACCAGAUUCUCCAGGGAGAACUGAGGCGCCUGAAGUGGCAGCAUGAGGAGGCUGCUGAGGCACCAACCCUGACUGAAGGCUCUGUCGAGGUAGCACAGGACCACCGCAAUGAGGAGCUUCUGGCGGAGGCCAGAAUCCUUCGGCAGCACAAGAGCCGCCUGGAAACACGCAUGCAGAUCCUUGAAGACCACAACAAGCAACUAGAGUCUCAGCUGCAGCGCUUAAGGGAGUUGCUCCUGCAGCCACCCACAGAAUCAGAUGGCAACAAUGACUCUGCAGGCUCAUCCCUGGCUUCCUCUCCACAACAGUCAGAAGGCAGUCACCCCCAGGAGAAGGAACAGACUACUCCAGACACUGAGGCUGCAGAUGAUGUGGGGUCAAAGAGCCAGGAUGUCAGCCUGUGCUUGGAAGACAUCAUGGAGAAGCUCCGCCAUGCCUUUCCCAGUGUGCGAAGCUCUGAUGUGACUGCAAACACUCUGCUGGCCUCUUGAUGGGUCCAGAUCCCCAUGUAAUAAUCUGUAGCCCUCUUAUGGAUCAGAGUCAAAGCCUUCCCUUGGUCUUCACCCAACUUUUCCAGUCCCCACUGGUCCUACAUUCCUCACCCAGAGUUAUUUGGGCUCCAGGCAGCAUCAGGGAUCUGGCGAUUUGUGAGGUGGGUGUGUGGGGGCUGAAGAAGGGGGAGAUAUGAUUCCUCUGUCUCUAGUAAUGUGCUCUUUAAUCCAAGUUUGAGACCUGUCCCCUAAGUAACACUUCUGUUGCAGCCCAGGCAAAUGGCACUUGGAGGUCAUUCAGAUGGGGAGCCUUGCAGAGCUAAACAGUGCCCAAUAACCCCCUUCCCUUCUCCAUGGAAUUAUGGAGAUGGAGAAGCCCUCACCUCCACCCCCAGGGUUCCAGCAUCUAACCCUACUUCCUGGCCCAACUCCAGGAGGGGGGGUGGAAGGAUAUCUCUAAGGCCUUCCCCUAAAGUGCCCCCCAAAAGUCUGAGCAGUGUGUAUCAUAUUACUUCAGCCCCAAGGCAUGUCUCUAGCCAACCUAAAUGUUGUUUCCUCCUCUAAUAUCUUCAGUUCCUUCUGCCUCAGUCCCUGGCAGACCUUCCUCAAGGGGGAAAACAGUUCAUUCUGGCUCCUACUUCCACCUUAAAUUUGGAAAUGUUAAUGAAAUACUUACGGGCCUAAUUCCACCCCCCGCCAUCCUCCUCUUUCCUGAAGGCCCCAGCAUUCUGAGAGACCAGCUAGAGUUGCUCUGGGAACCCAGCUGAAACUGCCCUUUGCUCUUCUGAGUCUGCCCUCACAGACCUCGGGGAGGACUGGCAGCUUGCACAACAAGGGUGCCUUGCUCUCUUUGAGUGAGGACAGUGAAGCCAUCCUCUAGCCUGCAGGGGUAUGACUUCCCAACACCCUUACGGGCUGUGGCCCUUCUUUCUCUUAGGCUGAAUCGGGUGAGGUGGCUGAUAGCACCCAGCUUAACCAAAGGUAGAUGCAACCCUGAGUAGCACUCCCUUCCUAGGGGCCACUGGCCACAAAUCAGGAAGCUAGCCACUUUCAUGAGAUACUCAAACAACAACAAGGCCUUCCUUUGCAUAAAACUGUUUUUUCUAACUCUGGAAGGUGAACCCAUCCUCAAACUGGACUAACUCUUCCUUGGCAAUAUAUACCAUAAUCCCUUUAUCCAUGUUCAGAGUAGAUGGGGAUGGUGGUGGGUGGGUGGGAAACUUGAACAUAGUCAGAGUCCACUUUUAGGCAGCUUUCUAUCAAGAGGAGCUUUAUAACCUAAAGCCCUGCAAUUGACUUAAUUUUCCUAGGUUUAUAUACAUAGAUUUACACAUCUAUUCUACAUAUCUACUAUACAUCAGUACUCUCCUAUGCUCAUUCGCUCAUUAAAUUCUAAUACCUCUUGAAGUAUUAAUGUUCUGCCUUGCUCUUUGUUAGUCCAACCUCUGGUUGGACAGGUAGAUGCAUCCUGGGGAACUUCAUCCAGGACUGUUCCUCUAGGAUGACUCUCUCCAUGAUGUUUGGAGUGGGCUGUCCUCAAGACCAAAGCAACAGAAGCCUGUGGCCACAGAGGAGCCUAGCAGGAAGAGCCCCUCUGUUCUCUUCACUCUUUCCAAAUCUUGUUCCCUUGAGACCCGGGUCUUGGAUGUCUUUUAUUAGGCUCCUCUGAACAGUGGUUCAGGGACCAAGAUAGACCAAAUCAAAUCUCUGCCCACUGCAUGCAGAAAAAAAGGAACAAAUAGGCCUUUGCCAGGCUAAUACACAGAAUAUAUCCUCUGUAUCCAUCCAGUUUCUAAGAUCUGGCUCAGGGUCUUAAAGAAAGCAGUAGUUGCUACCAAAGUCAGGAGGGUUUGAGAUGUUUGGGGUGUUGUAUUAUAAUCAAACCAAUGAGUACAACUGCUGGGGACCUAGACUUAUCUGCUGCAGGAUAGAUAUGGUAGCCUUGGGUCUAGAAGCUCAGGAUUGCCUCCUCCUAGAAUUGCCAGGGGCGCUAAGCAACAGGUCCAGCGUUUCAGAACUCAUACUAUAGCAUCUGCCUUAGUGUUUUUGAGGGCUUGUGGUAGGAGAACUGGGUAUCUGGAUGCAUGGUGAGCAGGUGGUAGGCAAAGCCUGGGCAUCACUCAGGGUAGGGGUAUAUUUGUGGUGGCCUAUAUGGUUGGCAGGGCAGGAACAAGAUAGAAGAAAUUUGCUGUAGGGCAGAGGGCUCAGGAAAUUUGAGGCAUGUGCCUACGUAAUCCUUAGAGGGACAGAUGUUAUGGAACAAUCCCUUGCCAGGAAAGUCCUAGAAAAUCCUUUUGGUAACCCACACUUCCCUCUCAGAGAUCUUGGGCUACUGAGGGCCUGUGGCAACUGCAGUGGGCCAGGCCUGGGAGAAAAGAUGUAGAUCUUGUUAUGUAGGAUUUGUGCUGUAGGUGGACUGAAGCAGUAGGUCAUAAAGUCAGGAGUUGGAAUUUUCACUAAUGGGGGGUCACUGACAAUUUGUGGUCCUGUGUUUACCUUAAUGCCUGAGAUGAGUCUAUUGUUCAAGGGUCCAGUGACAGUCACUGCAGCGUGUGUGGGCAGUUUGCCCACAGUGAUGUAAAUGGGUCCUUGGGCACUGUGAGUCCAAAUUAGGGUUGGAUUUACUGAAAUGUGUUGUAUGUUGUUAGGCAUCUGUUGUGUAUCAUGUCUCCUAAAGGUAUUGUCUGUGGUGCUAUGUAGUUUAUUGCCCUGUACUGGAAGGGUGAUGAAGGGGGUUGCUGGGUGGAUAGCCUAAGGAAAACCUGACGUGGGAUUAGCAUCAGUGAUAAGGAAUGUGAGCGUUUGGUGGGGUUGUUGGCAAAUAGUAUCAGUGAACAGUUAGGACCAACAGAUGUUUUAUUUUUGACAGAAUCUGAUAGAGGCCAAAAAGCCAUUAUGAGGGUGCAUCUGCUCCCAGCUAGAGCAGAGUGGAUUCAGGUUGGCUUGGAAAUUGCUAGGGAAUGCUGACUGGCUGGAGGACAUCAGAUUGUGGGAUGGUUCGCUAGGGAUGGUCCUACCCAGGGGGUCACGUGCUCUUCCCUUUAGAAUGAAAAAGCUGGAAUCAAGGCUUUUAAGUGCCCAUUUACUUCAAGGCCCAAAGUUUGGAAAUAUUUCCCAACCAACUGGGUUGGCAGGCCACAGCAAUAAAAAACCUUAUGAGGCCAGGCAGAAACCAAACCUGGGAGAUGCUCCCCCACCCUGGAUUCAUUUUAAGGAAGUCCUGUCUGGCUGGGGUGUGUGCUUGGAGUUUGGACUCUAUAAAGCUUCAGGCUAGAGUAUUCCUUGAAUUUGCAUUGUCAGUGGCAGAGCCAUGGUCUCUGGGACAAUUUCAGAUUAAGAAUCCAUCAGAUUUCCCUUGGCAUGGGUGACGGAUAACCAAAAAAGUAACUUCCUUAAGAGAAACAUUCCUAAGAAAAAAACUGGGGGCUUUGCCCUGGGGCUGCGGGAGACUCAGCUCCUCCGCUGGACAGCUCUGUAUCUGGGCCUCCUUGCCAAAAUCCGUCCCUGGGAACAAAAGGAUACUUCAGCUGCUUCUUACUCUUUUAACACCAAGGACAGGGCCCAGCUCGCACCCUCCAUUUCCUCCCACAGCUGCCCCAUUAGGGAGGGUACCUGCUGAAUGUCCUUACUGUCCCCAGAGCAAUAAGGCUGUUAGGCUGCUUGCUGGCUGCCAGGACUGGUCACAAGGAUGGGAGUAAGGGAAGGGAUUUGGGAGAGGUGUGAAGGGUGACAUGCAAGUCUAGAAGAGUUUGGGGUGAAGGGGUGGGGUAAAUCAGUUAACUUUGAUUGCCACUCACUGUGGUGCUUUUCCACU
Molecule: messenger RNA, 7086 nt
Organism: Choloepus didactylus (southern two-toed sloth)
Lineage: Eukaryota; Metazoa; Chordata; Mammalia; Pilosa; Megalonychidae
Gene: DRP2
Product: dystrophin related protein 2
Exons: 23
Coding region: 396-3272 (958 amino acids)
Biological process (GO): synaptic signaling
Cellular component (GO): plasma membrane
Molecular function (GO): zinc ion binding; protein binding
Source: RefSeq, a predicted model, not a curated record